Molecule: messenger RNA, 6447 nt
Organism: Scophthalmus maximus (turbot)
Lineage: Eukaryota; Metazoa; Chordata; Actinopteri; Pleuronectiformes; Scophthalmidae
Product: sine oculis-binding protein homolog
Exons: 7
Coding region: 1199-3838 (879 amino acids)
Biological process (GO): animal organ development
Cellular component (GO): nucleus
Source: RefSeq, a predicted model, not a curated record
GAGCUUUCAGCCUCUUUUUUUUUACCAAUAUCUGGUCCAUUCUCCCAUUUAUUGUAAUGAAUCAAAUGUAUUAAAUGUGGUGCGUCUCUGUCUCAAUUUGCUGACUGUCAGGGACCAAGCGAGGCAAAGAGAAAACAGGGGUUUAUACAAUUUAACCAACAAUUUCUCAACUACGCCCAUAUAAGAGGUCAACAAAAUAAAACUAUACUAAAGACACCAACUAAAUGAGUAAUGGGUUAACUGAACAAACUGACCUGUCACAAGGACAUGUGGGGGAACAUACAUAUACUGGUUUGGCCAAACCAAAUGGUACACAAGGUGUAUACAAGAUGGACGCCAACUACAACUAAAUACAAAGCCAAACCAACCAAAUCCAAAUUACCCCUAUGACAUGACAGUGUAUGGUUUAACCCAAUCAGCUGGUUCCAGCAUUUGAAUGUCCUCAGCCCUUAGCCACACCUUUUGCAAAACCAGGAAGUGACCGCCUGUAGCAACCAAACAAAUAAUAAAUACAACAGACUAGGACAAAUAUUGCAAAGAAAUAAAGUGCACUGUUAAUUUGAUUGAAUGAAGUUGACUGCAGAUGAAAGUAUGCGUGGCAAAGAAGUAAAUGAACACAACUAUGUGAGGGUUAGUCAGGUGAGUAUUUGAGCAACACUACCACGUGUGGCUAAAAUGUAAUAAAUCCAUUUUAAUUUAAAAAAGGCCUACAAUUAGACCCUUUCUUUUCCUUGGCCUGUUUCACGCUGGUUGGUGAACUGCAGACAAUUGUUUGGCUGGAAGAUUCAGCCGAGAUCAUGACGUGGAACAAUAUUUUGUGAUUUCAUUUGAAUUCAUUACAUUGUGAGACUUUCUUUGGGGGAAGCUGUUGAUUGUGAAACUCGUGCCCGUCGUCCCUUUCCAUCGCGUCAGACGGGAGUUUACUUUGAAAGUGCUACCCGGAAGCCGAACCCCGGGCACCAGCAGGAGCUUGACGGAGAGAGGAGAGAGUUGGGGAUUGUUCGUCGGCGGAGCCUCCAGCGCCGGAGCGCGCGCAUGUUCACUGGACACGACUGGUGUGAGGCGCACCGGGUGAAGGAGUCCGAGACGUGCGGGAAUGACAGCCACUGUCACCGGCAGUGGCAGCCUUCACUCUUGACCCGCUCCUCCAAGCUGACACCCAACACCGAUCCGGAUCGGAUCCAGCCGGACCGGGACUAUGCCAGAGAUGGAGAAAGGGAGACCACCGGAAAACAAACGCAGCAGGAAACCCGCGCACCCCGUCAAGAGGGAGAUCAACCAGGAGAUGAAGACGUUUGCAGAAAGCACCAUGAACGAGCUCCUGGGAUGGUACGGAUACGACAAGGUAGAUCUCCGAGACUCGGAGGCCAAUGAGAUCAGAAACUACCGAGAGAGGCGUCAGCAUGUGUCUGUGCUGAAAGAAAACUCAUUGCCAAAACUGAAGGGCCUGGACGCCAAGGUCAGUCAUUCAGUCCUGGCCAUGAAGAGUGGGGAGAGAGAGUCCUCGAGUGUUCCCUCGUCUUCACCCUCCUCUUCAUCGACAAGUUCCUCCCUGACCACCCCCAAGGAGCACAAGAGUGCCCCUGUCAUUGUCCCCCUUAUAAAGCCAUCAGCAGUGGAAGAUGUACAGAAUGUGCAGAUUGUGUGUGUUUGGUGCCAGAAGGAAGGUGUCAAACGUUACUCUCUGUGUAUGGGCUCGGAGCUCAAGAGCUUCUGCAGUGAAAAGUGUUUCGCCGCCUGCAGACGGGCCUACUUCAAACGCAAUAAGGCCCGAGAUGAAGACCUCCAUGGUGAGAGAUCCCCUCAGCACCCCCAUACAGAAGACUCACCCAGACUGGUGUUGAAAAUAAACAGCAAUGUCAGAAUCGAUCACUUCAAUGACCCCCCACAGUCUCUCUCCCCUGUGCCACAGGUAUGUGACUGGUGCAAGCAUGUCCGUCACACUAAAGAAUACCUUGACUUUGGAUCUGGUGAGGAGCGACUCCAGUUCUGCAGCACCAAGUGUCUGAAUCAGUACAAGAUGGAUGUUUUCUACAGAGAAGCCCGUGCAGCUCUCACCAGCACCAGCUCCAGCCCAAGCAGAACCAGUCAGGAGGGGAGGGCAGAUAGCAGUGUCGCCGGACAAAAGCUACUCACUCCUGAGUCUUGGAACAGCAGCAACAGUAUAGGGGAAGCCCGUCACAGAAACCUCUCCCCGAAAGGGCCUGCGCUAAUCCAUGGAUUAGCAGAAUCCACCUCCAUCUCCUCCUCAGAGGCAUCCUCCUCUUCUUCUUCUUCCUCAUCCAAGGUCCCUGUCUCUGGGUUAAGGACCCUGGAGAGACCCAUCCAGCCUCCUCCACUGCCUGCUAUGGAUGUGUCACCCCACCCUGCUCAACUUCCUCCUCCACAUCCUCCUCGCCCCCCCCUGGAACAUCAGCCAGUGCCUCAAAUCCCCAUUCCCUUCAUCAGACCUCCUCUUCAUGCCCAGGGCCUGAAAAGCCCUCUUGCUCCCAGACACCCAGGCCCCCCUUCUAGCCCCAUCCACAGACCUCCUCACUCUCCUCAUCUGCAACCCCCCACUCCCUCUUCGGUAAAUCCCCCUGGACUGAUGCAUCCCUUUCCAGGAGCCUACUUCCCUGGCUUGCACUCCCCUCCUCUGAACAUGAUGCCAAGAGGUCCAUUUCCAAUGCCUCCCAUGAUGAACUUUGGUAUUCCUUCCUUUAGCCCUCUUCUGCCCCAACCCACUAUCCUGGUCCCUUAUCCUAUCAUUGUUCCCCUACCUGUUCCCAUACCCAUUCCUAUUCCCAUUCCAUUCCCAUCUAAAUCACCCCCCGAAACUCCAAGUCACAGUGGAGUCAUCCAACCUGUGCCAGAGGGGGCAGAGAAGGGUAGAUCAAGGGUUACCCGGCUGCCAUCUCCUGGGAUCCUUGAAGGGGACAGUAGAUUGGUAGCCAACAAAUUGGGUGGAACCAUGACCCAAGGUCUUCCCUCCCCAGGAGAUCCCAAAACAAGGGACACAGAUUGGGUUAAACUAGAGAGGCCAUUCCCAUCCCCAACAUCCACACUCAAUAGUGGAACGUCUUCUCCCAGGGCACAGUACAACGAAUCCCUGUGCUCAACUCCAGGGUCAGAGGGGCUGAAAGACUUUAAGCAGCAGCAGUCAGAGCGACAAGUCAUCCAAAGGGUUCUUCAAAGGACCCAGGUGAAGCUGGAGCCCAGUGCCAAUGGAGUGGUGGACCUAUCAGGGCUGGGGGAGUCAGUAACUGGGCAGGGUACCAGAUCAGGGCUCUACAACAUCAUCAGACCCACCCCUCCUCUGCCAGAGUCCCCCUCACAUGAUCCUGUCUACCACCACCAGGACUCCCACACUCCACUAUCACACACCCCACCUAGCCCUACAGGGAGCAGCCAUCAAAAUGAUGUCACACCCUCUGCCCUCAAAUCUCAGGACCACUGUUCAAAUGGUAUGUCCUCAUCAUCCCCACCCUCCAGUCCCGACUCCUCCCAACCCCAGAGAGUACUAGCGCCACCCCCAGACCCCACAAUUAGUGAGCUGGAGGCCAUCAAAGAGAACAAGUGCUCUGUUGUCAGCCCAGUGCGGGUUGAGGGCCCAGUCGUUCAGUCAGAAGAGCCCUUGGCAGUAGUGGGGGAAGUAGAAGAGGACCCCCACGUUCCUGAUGAGGACCAUGCCUAUGCCCUUCCCACAGCGCCAAAGACAGGUGGGACCACCACCCCGCUGCUCUUGCCCAAACUCAGGGACAAGGGUAGCCUGCGGAGCCCUGCUAAUAUGCCCAGUGCUGGAGACAUGGAGCCAGCUCUGAAGAGGCGAUGCCUACGAAUCCGAGAUCAGAAUAAAUAGAGGAUGGCGGUGAGAGAUUCUAUUACCAGACUCCCUGUUUAACACUGGAUGGCAGUGCCAGAUUCAGUGCCACGCCCUCUUGUGGACAACACCAGUGCUUACACCGCCUCCGGCCUCUCACUCAGCCUGUCGGCCCAUCCGAGUGUCACUCUGCCUGUGGACCAGCAGGGUGCCAAACCCAGGAAGCAGUCCAGAUGGCCACACCGUCUCUGGAGGAAGGAAACAACACAGUCACACAUUUUGUCCCGGACCAAAGAGUAUUUCUGGCUCGUGUGUUAGAUCGUGUUCAGUGAGUGUCUGAUACGAAGCAUCUCGGAUCUUCUCCCUGUCUGACGUUGCCCCAAAGCGUGUCUGUGUGUGUGUCGCUGCCCAGAUGUGCUCCCUCCCUCCUCCUCCUCCUCCUCCUCCUCCUCCUCCUCCUCCUCCUCGCUCCACACAGCAGACAGAGCUCUGAUCAGCCUUGUGUGGUCUUCUCAGAUGGAACCAGAACAUGAUCUCUUUCCAGGGGAAACGGUUUGUUUUCUCUGCCUGGCUUGCACAAAGAGCCACAUUGUUCCUCUCCCCAUAUCCCACGCUGACUCCCCACUCCAGGUUUUGGGUUACCUGGUCGACGAGGGCUCAGACUUCAGGAGGGUUUUUGUGUUGUUUUUUUUUACCGACAGCCAGGAAUAUAGUAUACCCUUCUUCGCGCCACCUCUCCGCCGCAAAUCUAAAUAUGGUACACACACGUUCUGUGGUUUGAUUCCUCACAACUGAUUGCCUGUGAUUCCCUACUCCACUCACAUCCUCCACGGGAGGAGAGAAAUUCUGCUGAGGGUAAGACUUUGUCCUUGGGCAGUUGUACGCACUGUGUGGAGAGAGUCUGGCCGGGCUGUUGAGACAGAGGAGGAGGACUGACAACGCGACCUCUGAGGAGGGAGGAUGCUCCCCCUGUCUCCUCUGUGGGGGAAAAAAAUAAAUACAAAAAUAAUCAAAAAUCAUUGUAUACUGUAUAUGAGACACCUGGAUGGUCUGUGAACACUUAAGUCGCCCUGAUGGCGCUGGUACAGAAACAUGUCAUUUACAGACCCUCCCUCGCCAAUCACCUGAGCUGCCAAAGCUUUCGAUAGCGAAUCAGAAUUUGAAUCACUUUUAGCACCGAGUGCCAUGCAUAUUCCUGCGGAAAAUUAAAUCUUGAACACUCAUGGCACCCGACAGUUUAACUGGUCCCGAUUCUGAUUUUCUUUCUCUUUAUUUUUCUGGCUGUGAUCAGACGAAUCUAAUAAUUAGAAGAAACAGACUUCUAAAAUUACCGAACGUGGUAUUAUACUCGAUCAUCCAGUGCUGCAGUGUGCAGCGAACAGUAUUACAGUUUCCUCUAUCGGGGAUACUUAAUGAGAUUUAUGAACCAGCGAGAUCACUUAGAGGCUUUGUCAUCAGUUGUCUCAUUGUCAAGGUUUCAGUUCUUCUAGUUCACAGAUACUAUUUGAUGAUAUAUUAACUUAUGGUUGAUGCAUCUGUAGAUUUUUUUUUCCACAAAAAAAGUGCUUUAUUUCUUCAUUUUUUCUUCUUUGAUGAUUGUAUUUUGCGAGUGCCGAAGCUCUUAAAUGCCACCUUCUCUUUGUGUUUUGUGUACUGUGUCCCCACUAGAGAGCAGUGUUUGCCUUUGUAACUUUGCACCUGCCCCUUUUUCUGACAUGAGGCCCCACAGGCAACUCUGCUGAAACCCCCUCACUCACACAGAACACAACCCUGCAGUCGGUGCCAACUGCCUGAGCUUUUCCUCCACAUCCUGCUGCCAUUAGUUUCUCUUUCAAAAAAAUCUUACUGUUGCCUAUUUCAGCCGUGUCAUAUCGAGAGGAGCCUCUUCCCUAAUGUAGAGCUCAGCAACCCCCCCCCUUCCCCGGGAGAAGUGAUGACCUACUCCUAGAAUAACUCCAAAUGUGGCCGACCCCCGCCAUCAUUCCAAAACUACAUGCUGUGCGCCUGUGUGUGUGUGUGUGUGUGUGUGUGUGUGUGUCCGUCUCCGUCACCCCGCUCAUUCCAGCCUCACAUCCCCUCCCUCACAGGUCAUGCCAUUAUGUCAGUGUCAUCCUCGGCUGGCUGGCGAGGGGACUUUGUCAACAGCUUGCAUAUGAGUCAGUGAUGACAUCACUCCAUUCGAAUAGCUGCUGUGUCCACAAGUGGAGAGAGGACCCCCCCCCCCCCCCCCCCCCCCCCCCCCACACAAAAAAAAAAGAGUCAUUUUUAAGACUGCUACUUAUUGGUUUAAUUGCACAUCUUAAUCUUUGCCAUAUCUGACCUGAUAAAGUGUGUGUGUGUGUGUGUGUGUGUACGUGUGUGUGUGUACGUGUGUGUGUGUGUGUGUGUACGUGUGUGUGUACGUGUGUGUGUACGUGUGUGUGUGUACGUGUACGUGUGUGUGUACGCGUCACUCCAGUGUGUUUCACAGAUUUUGUUGCUCCUGUGGCCCAGAAAUUCGUAGGUAUUUUCUCACCUCCUCCACCUGUCAACAUUUAUCCCACCGUCUGGACAGAUUGUUUGUAUUUGAAUACAGAUUCAGUAACCAGGAGCUUUGGUGCAGACCUAUUUGUAAAGUAAAAAUAAAUAAAAAGUUAUUCUAAGUGCAA